Molecule: messenger RNA, 2838 nt
Organism: Diospyros lotus (date-plum)
Lineage: Eukaryota; Viridiplantae; Streptophyta; Magnoliopsida; Ericales; Ebenaceae
Exons: 15
Coding region: 216-1778 (520 amino acids)
Biological process (GO): glycolipid translocation; dolichol-linked oligosaccharide biosynthetic process
Cellular component (GO): endoplasmic reticulum membrane
Source: RefSeq, a predicted model, not a curated record
UGGAGCUCUAAGCCUCUUCUAAAUCUUGCUCUUCUUGGCGAAUCGCAGGUAGAACUUUGACCCGCGCAACGGGGAAUUCCUUCGAUCGCUUUGCCAAGUUUGGGGUUUUACAAGGGCUUUUCCCUCUUCUUCUAAUUUUGAAUAUCAACAACCAAUCCAAUUACAGUUAGGGCACGAUUUAUUCCAUUCCAAAGGGUUUUCUCAGUAGGAUAGCAAUGGGCGGCACCGGCGAUCGAACUGCUAACCUAUCUCAUACUUUCAAGUAUUUAUUCGCUACGCAGUUCUUGUCGAGGGUGAUCCCCUUCAUAUUUAAUUCAUGGAUCGUCAGACACCUCACUGAACAAGACUAUGCGCUUUUUGCUGUACAAUUCCACUUGUUUGUCACUUGUGUUUUGUUCUUCAGUCGAGAGGGUUUCCGGAGAGCAUGCAUGAGAGCAGACAUCAAAUGUGAUGGUGCUUCACUAGGAGAAAAUGCAGCAAAGCUUUUGAAGGUAGCCUGGAUGACUGUCCCAUUUGGAAUAGUUAUUACAGUUGCAGCAUGCAUACUUGUCUUCUGGUGGAAAGAAUUAAGUUAUUCUGAUCCUUAUGCCCAAGCAAUCUUGAUUAAUGGUCUUGCAUGCAUUUUGGAGCUAUUGGCAGAACCCUUGUAUAUUCUUUCCCAGAAUAUGCUUUUUCUCAGACUGCGGUUAAUAGCAGAGACUGCGGCUACUUUUUCUCGCUGUAUAACAACCUACAUCCUCAUUGUCAAGCAACCUGACUUGGAGAAAGGGAUUGUAUUUGCUUUGUCACAAGCUGCAUAUGGAGCUUGCUUAUUCAUAAGUUAUUGGGGCUACCACCUCUUUUUUCAUGUAUUUAACCAUUCUGACCUUUUCCCUUUCAGAGCAGGAUAUAUCAUGGAUUAUGAUAAACCACUCUCAGACAUGUGUAUAUUGUUUACUCUUCAAUCGAUUCAAAAAUUAAUCCUUCAAGAAGGAGAAAAGUUUGUUCUUGUAUGGUUGGAUACACCAUAUAAUCAAGCAGUAUAUGGUCUUGUUGAUAAAUUAGGGAGCCUGGUGGUGAGGUUGGUUUUUCUUCCCUUCGAAGAAAGUUCAUAUACCACUUUUGCAAGAUUGGCAUCAGCGGAAGGUUCACCCAAAAGCUCAAAGUUACAAAGUUGUCUGACUGAUGCUCUCAAGCUGGUUUUGUUAAUUGGGCUUGUGGUUAUGGCAUUUGGUCCAAGCUAUUCGUACUCUCUCAUCAGAUUAUUAUAUGGCGAGAAGUGGAGUGAUGGUGAAGCAUCAUCUGCCCUCCGAUAUUAUUGCAUUUACGUCAUUGUUUUAGCUAUUAAUGGGACAUCUGAGGCAUUUCUUCAUGCAGUUGCAACAGAGAACCAACUCAAGCGUUCAAAUGACUCCUUGGUUGUAUUUUCAUUGAUCUACAUUAUAAUGAAUGUCUUGCUGAUACAAUCAGCUGGUGCUGUUGGAUUAAUUGUUGCAAAUUCCUUGAAUAUGAUUUUUAGGAUUAUUUAUUCGGCGGUAUUCAUCAAGCAUUAUUUUAAGGAUUCAGCCCCGUUUUCCUUUCUUAGUUGCUUACCUUCUGGUUGGGCAGUUUUGUUGUUUUCUGGGAUAGCCACUCGAAUUUCUGAGAAAAUAUUUCUGGAUCAACUGAACUUCUGGCCAACAUUUCUCAUCCAUUUCUCUGUCGGAUUAACUUGCUUCUGUAUAUCAUCCUUAGUAAUCUAUCAUCAUGAGAGGCCUUUUAUCAACAAAAUCAUACGCUUCCGUGAGCAUGCUGACUGAGAAGGAACAGAAUUUUUUGUACACGAUCGGAGGUCAAGAUAUAUGAUGGGACAUACAUAGCCUUCUUUUGCAACUAAGACCAAGAAAAAGGGGUAGCCUUAAAAAUGGAAAGUCAAUUUGUUCUUAUAGUACGGGUUUGCUUUGGCAGAGGAGGAACAAAAUAUCCCACCAGCAGUAGAAAAACAGAGUCUUCCCGUAUUUUGUUCACUAUUGUUGUGAAAUUUUAUGAUUAAUUCAUUCUUGCCUGGCUUCACGUAGUAGAAUUAAGCCUUCUUGAUAUAUUGUUUACGAUCAAAUUAUUUGUGUCUUUUGAAAUUAUGCAUGCAUGGUCUUUCCAGUCUUCAUUUGUUUCUUGCAUUAUGAGGGUUGCAUUUUAGGCAUCUGUCGAGAAAUUUCCAUUGUAUGAAUUUUUUAAUUUAUUAGUGAUAUAUAAUUGCCGAUAUAGUCAUAGAUAGAGGUGAUUGAUGAGCUAGAAAACUUAGAAUUCAUGGAGCCAUAUAUGAUUGCAUUUAAAAUGACAAAUAAAUUAUUGGAGGAAAUGGAGAAUUACCAUUCUUAUCUGGGUAAAUUACAGUUGACUCUUUGAAAUGAAGGUUCAGUGAGAAAAUAGUAGUAGUGCUCCUACGUUAGGAAAACUCAUUGUAUUUUGCCCACUCAACAAAGAAAUAGCCUGUCAAACCUUUUAAAAUAUUCAAAAUGCCCGUCUCUCUCCAACCCUAAUAAACGACGACUAGGUUGCAGAGCUGCAACCCUUUCAUGGCAGAUUUCACCCAAAUUCGGUGGCAGUGCUUCAUGGCUGUGAACAUUAACAAAAAUAUAAUUUUAGUUUAUAUUUACAUAUAUAUUUAGAUUUUUGGAAAGUAUCUUUAUCUUUUAUAUUUAUAUGGUUAGAAAAUAUAUUCUCCGUAAGAGAGAAACGGAGAGAGUAUAAUUGUAACAAGGGGGAGGCCUCUACAAUUUUGGGAAAGAACGGGUGGCGGUUAUAAUUUCACUAAACCUCGGGGUGCCAGCUGUAAUUUAGCGCCCUUAAAUUUUGUUUUUCUAAAAUGAGGUUUUUGUG